Molecule: messenger RNA, 1411 nt
Organism: Racocetra fulgida
Lineage: Eukaryota; Fungi; Glomeromycota; Glomeromycetes; Diversisporales; Gigasporaceae
Source: the annotation of a GenBank genome assembly
AUGACUAGAUCACAAAGCCAAACAAAUCAUUAUCAAAAUGAGCUACUGUCAUCACAACCUUCCUUAAUUUCUUCUGGAACUCCAAUAACGUCAGUCUCCCCCUCAUUACAACCUACUAGAUCUAAUUAUCCGAGAGAUACCCAUUAUCCUGAUAGAAUCCAAUACCGCUAUGAUUCUGGUUCUUCUAAUUCAAUAUCUUCGUUUUUCCCCGGAAGCCCUGCAGCAACUCCAACUACAAUUACAUCCGCUCACUUUCCAAAUGGCGCAUCGGGUCAUUCUGUAUCUGAUGGAUAUAAUAUCACACCAGCAUCUGGAUCGUUACUAUGGGAUGAAGAUAACGCGGACGAUGAAUUACAUAAUAUAGACAAAAGCACUGAUGAUCGAAAGUGUGUAUUGUUUUCUAAACGAGGUUGCUUAAACGUAGGCGCAUUGAUGCUCAUCCUUGGAGGUAUGUUGGGUCUGAUGGUAGUUUAUCCGGUGUAUACUACUAUAGUGAAUAGCGAAUUGUUAAAAAAGUCUGGUAAAAACUCAACUCGAAUCGCUGGAACUCUGUCAGACUUUGUUGAUAUUGAUACACCGGAAUCAGCACAUACUAGAAUAGCGAGCGACGGGACCAUUUAUAAGCUUGUGUUUUCUGAUGAAUUUAAUAAGGACGCUGCUGAUCUUCAUUAUUGGCUUACGAAUGAUUUGCAAUGGUAUUCACCGGAUAUGGUUACAACCAAAGAUGGAAAACUUCAAAUUACUAUCACAAACGAAAUUAUUCGUGGGUUAAAUUAUAAAUCUGGGAUGUUGCAAAGUUGGAAUAAGUUUUGCUUUCAAGGAGGAAUCUUAGAAGUUUCGGUUUCACUUCCAGGUGAUGGUAAAACCCACGGAUUUUGGCCAAGUGUAUGGACCCUUGGUAAUUUGGGUCGCCCUGGUUAUGGUGCUACGACGGAUGGUGUUUGGCCAUAUAGUUACGAUGAUUGCGAUAUGGGUAUCACACCCAAUCAAUCCGACACAUCUGGUACAUUUUCAUAUAUUCCUGGUCAAGAUCAUCCAUCACCUGGUAAAGGUCGUGGUGCACCAGAAAUUGAUGUAUUUGAAGCAACCAUUGAUAGUGAUGGUCAAAACCAUAUAUCGCAAUCUGCUCAAUUUGCACCUUUUGACGCAAAUCGUAUGAUCAACAAGGACUUUAUUUAUAUAGAUAAUCCAGAUGUGACAACAUUCAACACCUAUGUUGGUGGAGUGUGGCAACAAUCUAUCAGUUCGUUGACGAUGGUCAAUAAUGAAGUUUAUAACAACCGUGUGUAUAAAAAAUAUGCCUUUGAAUAUGAACCUGGGUCUGGUGGAUACAUAAGUUGGUAUGUUGGUGAUCAACUUACGUGGAGAAUGAAUGCUAGCGCCGUUGGUCCGAAUAAAAUAAACGACAUAG